Messenger RNA from Spodoptera frugiperda (fall armyworm), 3219 nucleotides. RefSeq names its product AN1-type zinc finger protein 4. NCBI's taxonomy places the organism in Eukaryota, Metazoa, Arthropoda, Insecta, Lepidoptera, Noctuidae. Gene Ontology annotation, molecular function: protein binding; zinc ion binding. The transcript has 6 exons. Bases 320 to 1825 code for a protein of 501 amino acids. The record is from RefSeq and is a predicted model, not a curated record.
CUCAUUCUUCAUUCAUUCCGUUCACCAUCAAUCAACAGAAAAAAAAUAAUCGUCUGUCACGAAGAAUUUAUUUCACUGUAAUAUUAUUUUUGUUGCAAAAUAGUAAUAGAUUAGUAAAAAAUUUCUUUGUUUCUUUAAUUCGCGUAAUUCAUACAGUAAUUGCAAACAUGUUCGAUGUUUUUCCGUAGCAGUGAAUCUAACUUUACUCCGUCAUCGUGUGAUUGUCUCAAGUGCUCCGUGUCUUACUUAACUUUUGUGAAAACAUUUCUGUGAAUUGCGAUGUUGUGCAGAUAGUCAAUUGUUGUGUACCGCGUGUGAAAUGUCACAACAUGGAUGCCCAGAGAGACUGUCGAAUAGAUCCAAAGGUUUCCAGGAUGAUGGACCGAGUCAACCUACGAUGGAGGUUCUUGUGGAAACCCUCACGGGAACCGCGUUUGAAAUGACCGUGCUGCCCACGGACACCAUAUUUGCCAUUAAAUCGAAGAUAUUCAGGGUCGAAGGUAUCCCGGUGUCCCAGCAGCACUUGCUGUACAAUCUCAAGGAGUUGGAAGACUCGUCGUGCCUCCGCGAGCAUGCCAUCGGGGACGGAGCGCGGCUGCGGCUGGUGCUGGGCAUGCGCGGCGGGCCCAUCUCCACGCGCCGCCUGCCGCCGCCGCCCAACACCGAGCCCUGGAGGGACAUCGAACGCCUGCUCGAUACCAACAGUCGUGUUUCCAGAGAGGACGUGGAGUGGGGCGGCAGUGGCUGCAAGGUGACAGUGCUCGUGUUCCGCGACGGGGAGCGCGUCAACAUGCUGCGCGUCAAGGAGAACCACGACGGGACCUACUCGCCGCUCGAACACUCCAAGCUCUAUGCGAAUUCCCCGACACUGACGCAGCUACUGGAGCGUGAGAUCGAAGACUUCAGCCCCGUGGUGGGCAUGAACACGAUGAGCCGCGCCGUGGCCGGGCCGGGCGCGCUGCACGACAACGCCGUCACCAUGGGCAAGAUGAUCGACCUGCGCCGCCGCAUGGAGACCCUCUCCGUGCACAGGCAGGGCCCGAGGGCACUCACCGACACUCCCGAUAAAGUAGAAAUACAGAAGACUCGUAGCGAAGAAACUCUAUCCGUCCCUAGCUUGUUGGAGGAGACCGGCGGCGGGCUCAAGCAGCGCGCGGCUUCCUACGCGCCCAUCAGUGACGCCGAGCACGCGGCCUGCGCCCCCGCCCCGUCCCGCGCGCCCCGCGCCCGCGCCCCGCGCGCCCCCCGCCUCGACCUCGACGUGGCGCUGCCGCCGCUGGCGCCCGACCCGCCGCCUCGGCCCGGGGACACUCCCGUACAAACUGAUUACGCAGCGUGCGGUCCCCGCGGGUCGUGGUCGGAGCUGCGCCCCCCUCGCGGCGGGGCGCAGUCCCAGUCGGCGUCGUCGCUGCACGUGCGCGCGCCGCUGUCGGGCGCGCUGUUCUCGUCGUCCACGUCGGAGCUGGAGAAGCUGCGCGCCGGCCCGCGCCUGCUGCCCGGCCUGCAGCGACACCGCCCAAGGGAGCACCUGCAUCUCAGCGACGAGCGCCUCGACGCCGCGCCCGACCCCGCGCCGCCCGCGCCGGCGGCGGACGCGGCCAGCAGUACCGGUAGUGGUGGGGGCGCGGCGGGGUCGCGGCGUCGCACGCGGUGCGGGCUGUGCCGCAAGCGGCUGAGUAUCGCGACGCUGCACCGCUGCCGCUGCGGCGGGAGUUACUGCGCGCCGCACCGGUACGCGGAGGUGCACGGCUGCGCGUACGACUACCGCGCCGCCGCGCCGCGCCACGACGCGCCGCUGCACGCGCCCAAGCUGCCGCGCAUCUAGGCUCGGCCUAGCCUUAAGAUAAAAAUGUUCAAAAAUCCUCCGCCAUGUGUGUGUUUGUUUUCUUUUGUAAUGAAAUCGUCGUGGAAAAAAAAUUGCAAAAAAAAUAUAUGUAAUAAAUAAUUAUUCGCUCUAAAAUAUCGGCCCCGGUAACGUCGAGGUGCUUUACUUUGUGCUAGGACACGCGUACUCGUAUGGUUUCUACUACCGCCGGGCGCUCGCCGGCUCCCGCGGCCUGGGCCUGCGAUCGGUUGCAAAUUGUUAUAUUUUACUACUGAUGAUGCCGAUCGCACGCCCCGGACGGAGCGCAUCUCAAGUUCCAAAUGUUAAAGUUACAGUACAAAUGAGAAAUAGAGAUUGUAGAAGCAAGUUUAUAUAAAUGUUAAGUAGCUCCAGUACGAGAUCGUACACACAUUCGCCUGUCGAUGUCCCCUUCCCUUGUUGUUAUGCGGCUCCUUUUGGAGCCCUUGUUACACGUCUUUUGUAAAUACUUUCAUAACGUAGUACUCGUAGUACAGGAAAGUAUCUGUAUUGUAAACAAAAGACUGCGAUUGUAAAGUAAUACGAUGUUAUAUUAUAAUGCGCAGGCGACGCUACACUUGUAGUGGAGUUAUACAAGCGUUGUUGUUGUCGUCCGGUGAGCACUCGGCCUAAUUUGUUGUUGUAUAAUACAUUGUAUAACACUAGAUUAAUUAAUGCUUAAAACAUAUUAAUUUUAUAUGAAUAUCAUACUCGCCUGGUCUGGGAACGUCACGGUACCUACUCGAUGUCACUCGGCUGUACGCGACUGCGCCAGACUCGCGCCGACCAUGUUGUUUGUUGCAGGGUAACGUUCAUGGCCGCCGUAGUUAAAUUGUCUUAAUGUAGUUCCAAAUUAACUAAAUAAGUAACAUGUACCAGUAGAACUAACCGCCCAAACUCUAACGCCCCCCACACGCCCGGAUGGCGCGUCGCGAACGUUUCUCGGGACAAAUGUGUUGUUGUAUGGCCUACUGUAAAUAUUCGGGUUCUAAUAGUUUAGAACUUUAGGUAUAUUGUGUUUCCAUAUGUUUAGUGUUCGAGUGUCGGCGCGGCGCACGACGAGAUACAUCCUAAUACAUAAUUAUAUUGUAAUGUUGACAGAUGAUAUAGUUUUGUACUGUUAGUGACUGCGCGGUGCAACUCGUCAGUCCACUUCUUAAUCAUUAUUGUCGGCUGGGUUUGCCAAUUUUUCGUAUUUGAUUGUAUAAUUUAAGUUUAUAGUUAAUGUUUAUUUGGGAGAAAUAAUUUUGGCUGAUUUCGAUAAUAAAUAUUUAUAACGCGAAAGCGUCAAACAAUUUAUUUACUUUUAUCACACUUAUAUUAAUAACAAUAUAAAACUAUUAUUUGGAAUAAUAAAAUCUAUUUAAGUACUAAAA